AUGGAGCCAGAAAGCUUUGAAGCUGCUCAAAAGCAAGAAGUAUGGAGAAAAGCUAUGGACGAAGAGAUAAAGAUGAUCGAGAAGAAUGAGACUUGGGAGCUUGUAGAUCGCCCACAAGACAAAGACAUUAUUGGAGUCAAGUGGGUUUACAAGACAAAGCUCAACCCAGACGGCUCGAUUCAAAAGCAUAAAGCAAGGUUAGUCGCUACAGGAUACUCACAACAACAUGGAGUAGACUACAAUGAGACAUUUGCUCUAGGAAUUAAGCUAUCCAUGGAAGGAUUGAAGAAGAAAAAUUGGAAGUUUGGUUUGGAAGCAAAAGCUGAAGCUUUCCAGAUUGCUAAAAUUCAUGCUGCAGCAUGCUGGAACUCACUUGCUGACGUGGAAAUUAAAGACAGCUGUGUCAUUUCUUUUUAA
This is a messenger RNA of Humulus lupulus (European hop), 417 nucleotides long. RefSeq lists its product as uncharacterized. NCBI's taxonomy places the organism in Eukaryota, Viridiplantae, Streptophyta, Magnoliopsida, Rosales, Cannabaceae. Bases 1 to 417 code for a protein of 138 amino acids. The record is from RefSeq and is a predicted model, not a curated record. The transcript has 2 exons.